Alternaria atra is the source of this 1110-nucleotide messenger RNA. RefSeq lists its product as uncharacterized. The record is from RefSeq and is a predicted model, not a curated record. Lineage: Eukaryota; Fungi; Ascomycota; Dothideomycetes; Pleosporales; Pleosporaceae. Gene Ontology annotation, cellular component: endoplasmic reticulum. The transcript has 2 exons. The coding region runs from base 1 to 1110 and encodes 369 amino acids. Gene Ontology annotation, molecular function: protein-folding chaperone binding; misfolded protein binding.
AUGGCGAAGGCGAGCGUGUCGUUCGACACACUAGGCCCCUUUCUAGUGUGGCAGUUUCUCAUACCUGUCGCAGCAGGAUGGGCUCAGUCAGUCCUCUACAGCAUCUUCAUUCGCGCCGGUGACUCCAAACCGCAACCUGGCUCCCCACGCUAUAUCAAGCAUCGUCGCAACAUUCUAAUCGCCAUCUAUGCGGCCUACUUCGCCUUCACCAUCUACGAAGUCGAUUUCAACCUUCAGCGCUCCAGCAACGCAUACAACGACCUCGGCGUCCCGAUAGAUGUCGACGAGAGCGGGCUGAAUUCGCGUUUCAGGAGAUUAACGAUUCGGUAUCAUCCAGACAAGAUUGGGCCGAACGUGAAUAGAGACAGGGCGAAUGACUUCUAUGUUCAUUUGAAGCAUGCUAGAGACAUCAUACUCGAUCCUGCGAAGCGCUUCGCAUAUGACCGCUUCGGACCAAGCAUCUUUGCGCAAUGCCAGAGCUGUUUGACCAUCAAAGACUACACUGACAGUGCGCUGCUCACUGCAGUUACAACCUACGGCGCACUCCUCAUUGUUCUAAUCGGUGCAAACGCCCUUGGUUUCCUAACUGAUGGCUCAUACUGGCGAUAUCUUGGCCUUCUCGCCGUCGCGACUUUUGAAGUCCACACCGCUCUUCGCCCCGACCAUCCUACCAUCCUCUCAAAAUACCUGAACCCACUCGUCGCGUCAACUCAAUUACGUCCCGCAUACCUACCUUUCCAAAUCGUCACCAUAAUAAAGAAAGCUGCGAUCUCCCUAACGCAAUUCCUCGCUCUGCUUAUGCCACUUUACCGUUCCGACCCUCAACACCCUACCAAACCUACCGACGAUGCCGAAGACGCCCGCCACAAGCAACUCGACCGCCUUAAUGGACUUGUUGCAGAGAGCAACAAGGAUGCGAACAGAUUACUAGAGUUGGAGAGUGUACCGUAUAGGGAUAACGAGAGGGCGAAGAGUGAGCUGAGGGAAGCACUUAAGAAAUACAUGGUGCAGAACGUGGUACAUCAGGAGAAGGAGGUGAGAAACGCAAUGGGCGAAGUCAUGAUGAGGAGAAGGACUGGUGUACCACACGGUGCGGUAGGCACAAGAUAG